GUUUUAGAGUCCAACUUACCCUACCAAAAAGCAAAAAAUGAAUUCCAUUUGCUUCACCCAAACACAACCAUAAAAAAUGUUCACCCUCGCCAAAAAGGUCGGCGCCCAAAUCGCGGCCAACCCCUAUGGAACGCAAUAAAGGGUGAAUGGAUGCUGGCUAAGGGUUUUGCGCGAGACAAGGAGAGAGCGAGGGACAAGGGUUCUUCUUCAGUUCUCCAUCUCUCCAUAACCAAAUCUCUAGGGUUUGUUUGGGGUUUUAGGGUUUUGCAUCCUCGGCACUCUCUGCAUCUCCGCGUCUGCGACUCAAUGAGCAACAACAAGGACGAUGCUGUUAACAUGGCUGAUGUCGGCGCCGCUCUCCCCGCUGAUGCAACAGAGGUUUUUGCAGAAUAAGCUUCAGAAUCUGUCGCCAAAAGUCAGGAAGAGAGUCGAGGCUCUCAGAGAGAUCCAGAUUCAACAUGACGACUUGGAAGAAAAAUUUUUUGAGGAAAGAGCAGCUCUCGAAGCUAAAUACCAAAAGAUGUAUCAACCACUUUACAGCAAGCGAUAUGAGAUUGUGAAUGGUUUGGUUGAAGUUGAUGGUGUUACAGAUGAAGCUGCAGUGAACAAAGCAGAAAAUAAAUCUGCUGAAGGGAAAGGAGUUCCUGAUUUUUGGCUCACUGCAAUGAAGACUAAUGAAGUGCUAGCCGAAGAGAUUUCUGAGCGUGAUGAAGGAGCUCUUAAAUAUCUCAAAGAUAUCAAGUGGUUUCGUAUAGAUGAUCCCAAGGGUUUUAAGCUUGAGUUCUGUUUUGAAACCAAUCCAUACUUCAAGAACUCCAUUUUGACAAAAACAUAUCACAUGAUUGAUGAAGAUGAGCCUAUUCUGGAGAAGGCAAUAGGGACUGAGAUUGAAUGGUAUCCUGGAAAAUGCUUAACACAGAAGCUUCUUAAAAAGAAACCUAAGAAGGGAUCAAAGAAUACCAAGCCAAUAACUAAAACUGAAGAUUGUGAAAGUUUUUUUAACUUCUUCAAUCCCCCUCAAGUCCCCGAAGAUGAUGAUGAUAUUGAUGAAGAUACUGCUGAAGAGCUUCAAAAUCUAAUGGAGCAAGAUUAUGACAUUGGGUCAACUAUCCGAGACAAAAUUAUCCCACAUGCUGUGUCGUGGUUCACUGGGGAGGCUGUUGAGGAUGACUUAGAAAUAGAAGAUGCUGGUGAAGAUGAAGACACCGAAGUAGAUGAAGAUGAAGAGGAUGACGAUGAAGAGGCUGAAGAUGAUGAUGAUGAUGAAGAUGAAGAUGAGGAAAGCAAUACAAGAAAGAAGCCGACAGCAGGGCACAAGAAGAGUGGAAAACCACCACCUGGUGAUGCUCAGCAGGGUGAGAGGCCUCCAGAAUGUAAGCAGCAGUAGAACUUGAUCGCUGCCUUAGGAAUUUUUUGCUGGGUUGAGAGUUUUGUCCGCGGGUCUAUUGUGAGGGUUGUGUUUGAGAGUAGUGGGCAGGGAGGUUAAGAGGUGCAGUUUUAUAUGAUUUUUGUUCUUUUAUUUCAAUUAUGCUAUAUUUAAUUGAUUUAGUGUUUUUUUGCUCCCUUGGAAGAGUUGAAGGAACAAAAAGGAGGGGAAGGGGGUCGGUUGGUUCUGUGUUUGGAGAUUGUGGUGAAAUGAUUUCAAGUUAGGUUUGCCAUGUGAUUAGUCAAUGUUUGGUAUUUUUAUUGAAGCUUAUGUGUAAACUAUCGCUUAAAAAGUGUUGGCUUAAGUUGUA
Messenger RNA from Malania oleifera, 1736 nucleotides. RefSeq names its product nucleosome assembly protein 1;2-like. Bases 326 to 1387 code for a protein of 353 amino acids. Gene Ontology annotation, cellular component: chromatin; nucleus. Gene Ontology annotation, biological process: nucleosome assembly. The record is from RefSeq and is a predicted model, not a curated record. Gene Ontology annotation, molecular function: chromatin binding; histone binding. NCBI's taxonomy places the organism in Eukaryota, Viridiplantae, Streptophyta, Magnoliopsida, Santalales, Ximeniaceae. The transcript has 11 exons.